Messenger RNA from Cadophora gregata, 3916 nucleotides. RefSeq lists its product as uncharacterized. The record is from RefSeq and is a predicted model, not a curated record. The transcript has a single exon. Bases 284 to 3916 code for a protein of 1210 amino acids. Lineage: Eukaryota; Fungi; Ascomycota; Leotiomycetes; Helotiales; Ploettnerulaceae. Gene Ontology annotation, molecular function: monoacylglycerol lipase activity.
CUUCGGAUCCUACCCGAACCCUCGGCUUCUUAGCGCUUGGCUACGUGGGUGGGAGGUGCCCGCGUGCAACAUUCGCUCACCGGAUCACCAGGAAUAACAACAUCCUACAAACCCGACAUUUCCGAUCUUCUUAUGCCAACGACAGUACCAGAAAUACAGCCUUCUUUUGAGCACAAAUAUGUCUCUGUUACAACCUGUUUAAAAACCACGAAUGAUCAUACACCGCUUCGCCACUUCCACUCAUAGAUAGAGCGAUCAAGUCAACAUCCCACCUCGCUCCAAAAUGCUCCUCCUUCACCAAACCGGCAGCGUCAAAAUCGGCGAAGUUGUACGGUACACAGUAACCUAUACGCCAGCCCACGACCGAAUCCUGCCUUCUCCUCAAUAUCUACACCUCAAGAUAAAGAAUACUUCUGCCAUCGCACUGCGUGCCGCCUUCGUUCAUGGGCCAUACACACUCUACACCGCCGCGUACCCGGCGACUUUCCAUCCAAAUGCGAAAUUCGAAAACCCAAGGACAUAUGGCGUACCAGAGUUCGAACCGAACUUGAAGGCAGGGGGAAACUUUUCGUGCAAACUGACUGUGCCAGAGAGCGUCCGAGAAAGCGCUGGCAAAGGAAGGAGUCCUGUGAGAGGUGGUGAUGGGGAAGGGAGACAUGGCGAGGAUAGGGAGGAAGAGAAAAGCGUGAGCUGGAUCAUCGAGGUGUCUAGCCAGGUCAUUUUCUCGAAUUCCGCAGCAGUUCACUACGAGAUAUUGCUUGGGCGUGAUGAGAAGAGUCUAUCUCUUGGCUUUGCGAGCUCGUUGACGGCGAGUGGGAAUGGAGCACAAAGUCAACCGGGCCAGGUGAGUGAUCACCAGCAUGGACCAGGGGGUGGAAGGGGUGUAAGGGACGGGCACGGACAUGGGCAUCAUGGUGGAUUGGCCAAGGGUGUGUUCAGUAAGUCUAUAAGAGUGAAGGUGGACGAUACGGCAAGUCUGUGGAAUACUCCAAGGAUGCCAGAGUGGAACAAUGUAGAAGAUGAUGUUGCGGGAAAUGAAAGUGGUGCAGGCAAGGAGGGGACGACUAAACCUGUGCUCGAAGGAAAGGAUCCGCAAGAGGAGCAGGGACACAGCACGAAAAGACAGAAGAAAGUACAUCUGGUGGUUUUGACACAUGGCUUGCAUAGCAAUUUAGGUGCAGAUAUGUUGUUUUUGAAAGAGAGCAUUGAUGAGGCAGCGAGGAAGGCCAAGAUUGACGCUAGAAUACGGAAGGCAAAGAAGAGGAAAGAGAGCAAAGCUGCUGAAAACGUGGCUUCAGCAGGAGAACACGCAGACGAUCCAAAGGGAGCAGAAGAUAGCGAAGAUGAAGAAGAAGUCAUUGUGCGAGGCUUCUCCGGGAACUCUGUUCGAACAGAAAGGGGCAUCAAGUAUCUAGGUAAGAGACUGGCCAAAUACGUCUUGCAGAUGACAUACCCGGACCAGCCGUAUAAGCCGGUAACGAAGAAAUCGACUGUUGAAGCUUUAUCACAUGCCAUCAAGCCAGAACAGCCGGCUGCCAAAGCGUCGAGCAAGGCACCCGGACAGCCGACACACGAACAUAGCUCUAUUAUCAAGGCACCUUUCGCGGGGAAGAAACUGGCGUAUAAAAUCACCAGUAUCAGCUUUAUUGGCCAUUCCUUGGGCGGUCUAAUCCAGACCUAUGCAGUUGCGUAUAUCCAGAAGCAUUCUCCAGAAUUUUUCGACAAGAUUGAGCCUAUCAAUUUCAUUUCUCUAGCUUCACCCUUUCUGGGAUUGAGCAAUGAGAAUCCAAUGUAUGUCAAGUUCGCAUUGGAUUUUGGUCUCGUGGGCAGAACUGGGCAAGAUCUGGGUCUGACGUGGCGAGCACCCACCAUUGCCAGGAGUGGAUGGGGUGCGAUUGUUGGUGGAAUUGGAGAGAGUGCACACAAAAAGAUUGAUGGAGAGACAGCACCCGAGUCCAAACCGCUUCUGAGGAUUUUGCCAACUGGACCCGCUCAUGUCGUGCUGAAGAAGUUCAGGAAUAGGACUAUUUACUCCAAUGUUGUCAAUGAUGGAGUUGUUCCUUUGAGAACGAGUUGUCUGCUAUUCCUAGACUGGCAAGGUUUGGGUCGUGUUGAGAAAGCAAGGAGAGAGAAUGGCCUGGUUGGAACUAUGGCAAGCUGGGGAUGGGCUGAGCUCACUGGUGCGAAUUCCAGCUCUCCAUCUGGAAGGACGUUCUCAGAGAGCUACGCCAGCGAGUCGGAAGAAACUGGGACCAACACUCCUACAAAACAAGGGCAUGGAGGAGACGUCCCUCAACCAUCGCCAUACGCUACUGUUGAUGAUGAUGCCAGAAGUUUGAAGAGUCUUGACCGUCCUCUCUCUGCUGGUGCUCGCCAUCCUCCAUCAACAGCUGAGCCAACCAAUAAUGCUGGACCACUUGCAAGCAUCAUGAAAUUUUUCCAGCCUGCUGCUUCUUCCGCGCCAAAACCUCACAAUGAUCACCCCAAACAUACAAAGAUCUACAAGAGGAGUCAAACUCUCCGAAUAGGAAGUGAAUCAUCCUCUAAUCCAUCCAUCUCAACGCAAGAACCCUCGCCCAAAAAAGCGCAUGGUAAAGCCACAACGGGCGAGGAUAGCGAAGAUCCAGAUCGACUCUCCGCCCCUCCCAAAACAACGUUUUUCGAAUCCGCUGGCGAUAUCAUCAAGCCUCCUCUCCCACCUACAGAUUUCCUCAUCGACCCUUCUUCCCGCCCCCGAACAAUCUUCCACGACCGAGUCUAUCACCCCUCCGAUAUUCCUCCACCUCCCCUUAAGAAACGCCCAACAAGCUCCCUCAUGCUCCGUCGUCGCUCGUCCAUUCAAACGUCAACGCAAUCAUCACAGUCAUCUGAUCCCUUUACCCCAACCAUCAACCACACCGACUCCACACUCUCAACCCACGAUUACGACGACACACGACACACCAAUCCGGACAAAGACCCUCGCGAAGUCAUUGACGGCUCUGCCAUGAAAGUCGAGGAGAAAAUCGCCCGAGCAUACCACCGCGACUUAUCCUGGCGAAAAGUCCUUGUGCGUCUCGAGCCCGACGCUCACAAUAACAUCAUCGUCCGCCGCAUGUUCGCGAACGCAUUCGGAUGGGAAGUGAUCCAUCAUGUGUGUGAUACGCAUUUUUCUGAUUCCGACGUUGCGCACACGAGGGAUGAAGUUGCUAGUAAUGCUGAGCGCGCAAAAGGCGUAAACGAAGGACCUGCAAAGGAUGGCGGGGAGACAAACGAUCCCGACACAAAAAGUGACAACAAGAACGAGAAUGCCACCCACCAUGAUGGCAAUCGGGACAAGGAUGAGAUAACACCACCCAAACCCCUCACCGAAUCCGACCGCACCGACUCCGAACGCAGAGAAGCAACAGACAAUCUACCACCGCUCAUCACAUCCCUCUCCAACUUCCCUCGCUCCGGCACUGGACUCGCAACAAGCACGAAUACCGCACCGGGGACAAGCACAGGACCAAACAGUCUCGCUAAAGCGCUCUCUGGAUCUUCGCUUACGGUUCCAUUACCCUCUCCUGGCGGGAAUGGACCCGGGAGUAGGAAAUCGUCUACUAGUGGUACUGGUGCAGGAUAUACAUAUGAGAGCGACACUGCAUGGAGCGAGCGCGAUUGGGCGGAUAGUGAAUUCGAUAGUGAUGAUGGGGAGGGUGGCACUUCUUCUGAGAAGAAACCCUUCUCGACCGGCGGUGGUGGUAGUGGUACUGGCGGAGGAGAAGGCUGGAACUGGACAGAGGCCAUUGCUGGGAGAGGAGCGACGGCAGCGGCGACGAGUCCGAAGGGGACGGAUAGGGCUGAGAUUGAGAGGUUUUUGGCGAAGGGAAAGGAAGAUGGUAAGGGGAAAGAGGGUGGUGAUGGGGUUGGGGAUGUGGCGAGUCCUAGAUCGUAG